Molecule: messenger RNA, 1379 nt
Organism: Apis florea (little honeybee)
Lineage: Eukaryota; Metazoa; Arthropoda; Insecta; Hymenoptera; Apidae
Product: octopamine receptor beta-1R
Biological process (GO): positive regulation of MAPK cascade; adenylate cyclase-activating adrenergic receptor signaling pathway
Cellular component (GO): plasma membrane
Molecular function (GO): octopamine receptor activity
Source: RefSeq, a predicted model, not a curated record
AUAAUAAGAUAGAGAGAGAGGGAGAGAGAAAAGAUGGAAGCGAACGAAACGACGGAAGAUGGAUGGAAGAUGGGGAAUACGAGCGAUUUGCCCGAUCUUUCGAAUGUUUUCGUGGAUACCGGUCAAUCGAAUCGUUCCUCCAACUUGUACGACCACGAGGAGAGCAACGAAUUGGAGCGGGUUAUUCUUUUAACGGUGAAAGCGACCGUGAUGGGUUUCAUCAUUCUCUGCGCCCUGUUCGGCAAUCUAUUGGUGAUCGUGUCGGUGAUGAGGCACAGGAAGCUUCGUGUAAUUACCAAUUACUUCGUAGUCUCGUUAGCGCUGGCGGAUAUGUUGGUCGCCAUUUUCGCAAUGACGUUCAACGCGUCGGUCGAACUCUCUGGAAGAUGGUUGUUCGGCUAUUUUAUGUGCGACGUGUGGAAUUCGUUGGACGUGUUUUUCAGCACCGUUUCCAUACUUCAUCUCUGUUGCAUCAGCGUGGAUCGUUAUUACGCGAUCGUACAACCGUUGGACUAUCCGUUGAUCAUGACCAAUCUUCGGCUGAGCACCAUGCUCAGCGUGGUUUGGUGCUCGCCAACGGUUAUCAGCUUCCUGCCGAUAUUCGCCGGAUGGUACACCACCGGGAAACACCUCGAGUACAGAAGAAAUUAUCCGGACGUGUGCGUGUUCCAAGUGAACAAACCUUAUGCCGUGAUCAGCUCCAGUGUCAGUUUCUGGCUGCCAGGGAUCAUCAUGAUCGCCAUGUAUUACAAGAUUUAUAAGGAGGCCGAUCGUCAAGAGCGGAUGUUGUAUCGGAGUAAAGUAGCAGCCGCUCUUUUGAACAAGCAUCUGCAAAUCAAUGGAAUUUCCGCCGGUUUGGCCACACUUCCGACCGUGGAUCAAUCGCCGGAUCCACAACCAGAGGAGCCACAGAUCACGAGCAGCAGCAAAAUGAGAAGAGAACGGAAAGCUGCGAGAACGUUAGGAAUUAUUAUGUCAGCGUUUCUAGCAUGUUGGCUUCCUUUUUUCCUAUGGUAUAUCAUCACGUCUCUGUGCGACACCUGCGAGAGCAGCGACUCGGUGGUGGCAGUGGUAUUCUGGGUAGGAUACUUCAACAGCGCGCUAAAUCCACUCAUCUACGCCUACUUCAAUCGCGACUUCCGGGUCGCGUUCAGAAAAACGUUGAAGAGCUGUUGCGUUGCCCUGCGUCCGGUUCGCGAUCUACGUCAAGCUCAUAGAAAGCAGGAUCUCGUGCACAGUAACGCGUCCUCGGAAUUACACGUGAACAAUCAACUGAGAGCCAGCGAGAUGACGAACGUCCACAUCGAGGCGUGUAUCUGAGUUUUCAGCAAAUUCGAUUCUCCUUCAACUUUCGAAACGAAGAGGAGGAGGAGGAAGAA